This is a messenger RNA of Limanda limanda (common dab), 894 nucleotides long. Its product is annotated as claudin-8-like. Bases 1 to 894 code for a protein of 297 amino acids. Gene Ontology annotation, cellular component: bicellular tight junction; plasma membrane. The transcript has a single exon. Gene Ontology annotation, molecular function: structural molecule activity. Gene Ontology annotation, biological process: bicellular tight junction assembly; cell adhesion. The record is from RefSeq and is a predicted model, not a curated record. NCBI's taxonomy places the organism in Eukaryota, Metazoa, Chordata, Actinopteri, Pleuronectiformes, Pleuronectidae.
AUGGCGUCGUACACUGCUUACAGCGGCUACACCAAGCCCCCCCAGUCUUAUGCGGGGUCUUACUACGACGAGAAACAGGCCAAGGCCUACACCGACUAUCAAGACUCGGUGUACGAGGAGAAACAGAGGCGCGAGAAGAAGGACCGCAAGGACGCCAUUUGUUGCGAGGUGGUGGCGCUCGUCAUCGGCUUCGUCGGACUGAUCGGAGUGGCGGCCGUGACGGGCCUGCCGAUGUGGAAGGUGACGGCCUUCAUCGAGGAGAACAUCAUCGUCAUGGAGACCCGCUGGGAGGGACUAUGGAUGAACUGCUACAGACAGGCCAACAUUAGAAUGCAAUGCAAGGUGUACGACUCUCUACUGUUUCUGCCCCCCGACCUCCAGGCCGCCCGAGGCCUGAUGUGCAGCGCCGUGGCCCUGUCCGCCUUCGCCCUCAUCACGUCAGCCGUGGGGAUGAAGUGUACCAGGGUGGUGGACCACCGGGCUCGCACCAAGCACAUCGUUCUGGUGGCCGGAGGCAGCCUGUUCCUGCUGGCCUGCGUCACCACCCUGAUCCCGGUGUCCUGGACCGGCCACGUCAUCAUCAGGGAUUUCUACAACCCGCUGCUGAUCGACGCGCAGCGCCGGGAGCUCGGGGAGGCGCUGUACAUCGGCUGGGUGACCUCGGCUCUGCUUUUCACUGCCGGGGUGAUCCUGCUGUGCCGCCACGCUCCACGUACCCAGGAAUCCGAUGAGAGGAUUGUGUACAACCCCGGGGACAGCAUGUACCAACCGGCCUACAUGUACCAGCCCAACAACUACCAGCCGGGAUACACCUACCAGCCGUCCUACACCUACCAGCCGGCCUACUCCCAGCCACCGCCAGGAUCUGUGGCUUACACACCAAGUCAGUACUAG